Molecule: messenger RNA, 1584 nt
Organism: Cylindrotheca closterium
Lineage: Eukaryota; Bacillariophyta; Bacillariophyceae; Bacillariales; Bacillariaceae
Source: the annotation of a GenBank genome assembly
AUGUCAGAAGCAGAACAGCCCGUGAAGCGUAAAAGCGUGGCUGAUAUGUGGCGUGAACGUGAACAAGCCGUGUUGGAAAAGCAACAACAACCAUACAAACCAACGGCUUCUCCUGCACGGCGAUCUUUCAAGAACGUUGAAGAGAAGAAAAUUGAAGGAGCGGGCGUAGCAACGACGAACAAUUCUUCAUCAAAUGCAGCAACCAGUGCCACUUCGAAAACAGCUUCCAACAAUUCUGGUGGCGAAGCUUCCACAACUCGACGACCAGUAUCCACAAAGAGUAAAUUUGCCAUGAUGGGACAAAAACACGCAGCUCGUCCAAAGAAACUGCCUACUUAUCAAAAGUAUCAGCAACCAGCAAAAAAGAGCGAUCCAAAGUCUCCCGAUUCCACGAAUUCUGAUGCGCUAUUGGGGGAUGCUUUUGAUGAUGCCGUGUCGGAAAAGGAAGGCAAAAAGCUUUCCACAGAACUUAGUUCAAGGCGUCGUUUCCCGCAAUCGGCUGGUAAUGCAACGAGACCCUCAGAGUACUCCUCUCUACAAGUAUCAGAUUCAGCCAGCAUACCAAAAGAUGUUCAUCCAAAACUUUCUACUGACAAUAAUGAUGAUGAGCAAUCCAAUAUUUCAGGCCUUUCGUCACCUGGAAGCCCAGCUCGCUCGGCACGUAAUCAACGACGAUCAAAAGCAAUACCAGAAAGUCCGGAACACGAUAAGGGCAUGGAUCAAAGUUUUGAUUCGGGAGCAUACAGCACUGGUAUGAGUACUGCGACAAAUCGAUCAAGUCCAGGCCGAGAUGCUGUCUCGGAAGUGGUCGCAGACGGCUUUGUGCAAGAGUCUGACAAUCAAGUUUCUGCUUUUCAAGACGCCAUGCAAAAGAUGAGUCUAGAAGACAUUGCAAACGACAUUAAAGAGGAGGCAACGGCUGUCUUUGGUGGGGUGGGUGAAAGUAUGGCGGCGGCUUCACAGAAAUUUAGUUCCUUGUUUGCCAAGAAGGAAGAAGCUCCUGCUCAAGCAGAAAAAUCUGUCGAGGCUGGCGAGAGCCCAACGGAAGGAGACGCAGCUGCAACUGAAACUCCAGCUGAAAAUUCCGAGGAGCCAGAGAAUGUGGAAUCUAAACCGGAGAAUGUGAAAGAAGAACCAGCAGCAGAAAGCAUCGAGGUAGCGGAGGCUGCAGAGCCCGUUACGGAAGAUGUCGAACCUGUAGCGGAAGUCGCUGAACCUGUAGAACCUGCGGAGCCUGUAGUAACCGAAGCACCGCAAACUGCAACCAAAGAAGUAUCAACGGAGAAAAAUGACAAAGGCGCUGAUGCACCUGACCCACCUUUGGAAGCAGCUGAUUCCUCCGAAGUCUUUGAUCCAUUUGCAUCCAAUGAACCCGCAGAUUUUGCGGAUUUUGCAGCAUUCCCAGCCGAUGCCUUUUCCAACGAUUUUGCUGCACCGGCACCACUUGUGCCAAAAAAAGAGUUAUCACAACAAAGGAAACCACCCAGUUCACCCCCAAGAAAGGCCCCUCUUGCACAGGAAGAGGUGGCGAUUGAAGUGGAGUACCUGGAUGAUGAUUCCGACGAUGACCAGGCCGAUGUUUAA